Messenger RNA from Antechinus flavipes (yellow-footed antechinus), 7070 nucleotides. It is a transcript of the gene PODXL, whose product is annotated as podocalyxin like. The coding region runs from base 327 to 1904 and encodes 525 amino acids. Lineage: Eukaryota; Metazoa; Chordata; Mammalia; Dasyuromorphia; Dasyuridae. Gene Ontology annotation, biological process: positive regulation of cell-cell adhesion mediated by integrin; regulation of microvillus assembly; cell migration. The transcript is spliced from 8 exons. The record is from RefSeq and is a predicted model, not a curated record. Gene Ontology annotation, cellular component: microvillus membrane; apical plasma membrane.
CCACCCCGCCUCGGACGCGGCAGCAGUCAGUUCUCAGGCUCCCAGGCGGCUCCAGCCCCGCGCCCGGACUGCGCUGAGCGCCCAACCCGGCUCUGCGGCAGCAGCAGCAGGAGGAGGAGCAGGAGCCGGAGAGUGGGGCCGCUGAGCAGUCGCGGAGAGCGAGACGCGCGGCACCCCGAGCAGACGCGCCCCCGACCGAGUCCUCCGCGCCGCGCCGGGGACGGCCGCAGCGGAGCCCCGGACCGCGCUCCCCGAGUCCGGGACUCGAGCCCGUCCAGCCCAACUCCCGCAGCCACCUGCUCCGGAGGCCCGGCUGCGAGGACAGGAUGCGCUCGGCGCUGCUCCCGCCGCCGCUGCUGGUGCUGCUGCUGCUCGUGCCCAGUGGGCUGGGAAACAAUGAGCCGUCCUCCAGCCCAGUGACGGUUGCCACCACCAUCUCUGCUGUAAGCCACGAGACCACCGGCAAACCUCAGACCCUCAGUUCCCCACAGCCGACGGGCCCUUCAGAAACCGAGAAGCCGACCACCGCUGCCAUAAGGCCCACCACUCUGCAAUCUAUGAGUCCAGCACUUCCCAUCUCCCAGACCACUUCCAAAUCCAACCAGGAAGGGGGGGGCCUGACCACAGUGAGGGGAGAGCCGACCACUAAGGCCCCUUCCAGCGUGAGGGCUACAAGUACUCCCGUGGAGACUAAGGAGGACACCACCGCGUCACCCUCUGCAGCCCCCGGGGCUCUGGGAACCCAGACACCCGUUUUUUCCUCACUGACGACAGAGCCCUUGCUUUCACCAUCAGCUACAACAAAGUUCCAGGAGGCUACCACCUUGCCAGACGCUUCCACCCCACAGACCACAUUGAAUCCCGCUGCAUCCACCCACAAAUCUGAGAGUCCACCUUCUCUGACCAGUGCCACCCCAGUGCCAGGAGCCUUUCCUUAUCCUGUCUCGACGGGGACCAGCGUAACCUCCAGAACUCAGCCAACUGAAAAUACCUCAGAGACUCCAGUGCCCAAGAGCACAGUUUCAGUUUCCUCUGAGCAUCCCCCAGCUUCAGUUUCCUCUGAGGGUCCCCCAGCUUCAUUUACUUCUGAGGGCCCCUCGGCUUCUGCUACCCCUGAGAUGGUCCCCAGGGAGACCACGCUAGUUUCUGAGAGUUCUACCUCCUUUUCCACUAGCCCCUAUUCUUCCCACAGCGAGCCUCCUGCCACGACAUCUGAAGCUGAUAUUUUUUCACCCAUCCCCAAUAAGAUAACCUGUCAACCUGACAGCUACACAACAGAGAAUCUGCUUAUUCUGAAGAUCGCCAACUUCAGUGUCUGUGAUGGCGUCAAGGAUUCCCGAAACCAUCCCCUCUACACAGCCCUGUGCCGAGCAGGAAAGCCCAGCUUCAACAAGGACAGGGAUCUGUGUCACGUGCAGCUGAUCUCCCAGCCAGAGAAGCAAGAGGUGGCGGUCCUCAAUGUGUCUGUGCAAACACACCUGCAGCCCAAGGAGCUGUAUGAAGUACUGAAAAAGAGAUGGGAUGAUCUGAAAGCGCUGGGAGUUAGCAACAUGACCUACGGAAAGGAAAGCCUGGACAAGGACGUGGAGGACCGAUUCAGCAUGCCUCUUAUCAUCACGAUCGUUUGCAUGGCGGCCUUCCUGCUCUUCGUGGCCGCCCUGUACGGCUGCUUCCACCAGCGGUUCACUCAGCGCAAGGACCAGCAACGCCUGACCGAGGAGCUGCAGACUGUGGAGAAUGGUUACCAUGACAACCCCACCUUGGAAGUGAUGGAGACUUCUUCCGAAAUGCAGGAGAAAAAAGUGGCCAAUCUCAAUGGCGAGCUGGGGGACAGCUGGAUAGUCCCCCUCGACAACCUGACCAAGGACGACCUGGACCAGGAGGAGGAGGACACGCACCUGUAAAAGCCGCAGGUCCGCCAGCUCGGACCACCGCCCCGGGACUCUUGAGACUUAAUCACCCAAAGUGCCACUUGAGCAGGGGGAGGAAAAUCAACUCUCCUUCCCACCUUGAGAGAGACAUGAACAGGGAAAGAGAGCAGGAGGGAGCAGAUGCUGCUGCGUUUUGGCUGCCCUCCCUCUCCACCCCUCCUCAUUUCAGGGGGGGCUUUCACUUUUUCAUUUUCUAGCCAAUGGAAACGAUUCAAUUUAAUAUUCUAGAGGGGGGAGGAGGGGGAUGGAGAUGGGGAUGGGGAAAUGGCCACUGCUCUUUGGAACUGCCCUGGAUUUUGUGGUCAGGACAAGCCAGAAAGAUGUAAUGGAAAGCAAAGAUGGUGGCAGUUUAUAUCCAUGUGGAAGUAUGGGUGGAUGGAACCCGUUUUCUAGUCUUUUCUCCCCUUCUCAGGAGCAAAGCUAUUUGUCAUCCCUCCUUAGCCUCCUGAGGGGCCCUCCUUGCCCCUGGACUCCUAAGCCAGGUUCUGGUGUCCUCAUCACUUGUCUGGAGGUGGAGCAUUUUCCCACCAGACAGACCCAAGUGUGAACUGUUCCUGUUCAAGGAAACCCAUCCACAGGUGAGAGGCAGGAUUGAAACUUCUGGAACUGACCCUCUGGCCGGCAGGACCCCGGGCCCCCAGCCCCCGUCUCUCACUUCCUCCCCUGUGGGUGCCUGCCUUGCAUCCAGCCGACAUCUCUCCACUCUGCUGAAGCCGUUGCAGACAUCCCGCUCGCUAAUGUGCACAUCGAUCCUGCCAGGGAGAAUGGAUCCCAGAAGCCACGUGGCCCCUCUCUCCAACCACUGAAAGAGAAGCUGCUUUUGGGGCCGAAGCUCCCCACUCCUGAGCAUCAUCUGUCGGCACAGUGUCUUCUAAGAGACAAUCAAUGCAGCAGGAAAGGGUAGGACCCAUCCAACCCUCCGUGUGAAACUCAGGGACUAAACCAAGUUGCUGGGAAUUAUUUAUGAAGGAGGGGAGAGCAAGUAGCAGACCCUUACCUCUUCCCCCACAAACCGCCCCAAGAUGCACCCGUGCAUCUCCUCAGUAUGGGUCUUCUGUCUCCAUUGGUGGGUAUCACAAGCCGUCCUUAACACCUUCGGGCCAUUCUUGUCCAUAUUCCUCUCUAGAGUUUUCCUACAAAAAUCUACGUAGUGGGUUAGCACCUUUCCCUCCCCCUUCCUUUUUUUUCCUUUUUAAUCUCCUCUGGUAGAUAUCAGGAUGCUACUUGUUACAUAGCUGCUCACUAUUGGCUGGUGUCUGGGAGCCCAUUUAUGCUUGCCAUCCGUGCGAGUCACACUAAAAGAUUUAUUUUCAGUCCCCAAACAGCACGUGCACAGUUAGGGAUGGGAGUAGUCGCAUCCAGGGACGAUGUCUACUCAGAAAUCCCUAAGUGUAGACUGCAUCACGAUGCUGGCAAAACCUCUACUGCAAAAGACUAAGACCUGUAGUCACUGCAAAGUUACCAGAGAGGGCAGCUUUUAUCCACAUCAUGUUCUUACAACGGACAGGAGUGCAUCUGCUGCCAGCCUCUGAGUCUCUGGUGCGAGUCAGUGGGAAUUCGGAACCUUUUCAGUUGGGGCCCGUCAUCUCAAAACUGACUUCAGGCCUUUAUGACUGAUUGUGGUUUAGAGCUUCAGUUUAUGGACUUUCAGGAAGAAAGGAGACUCUGGAAAGAUCAGUGCACCUAAGCAUCCCAGUCAUGGCCUUGAUUAGUCCCAAAAAUAAGUUGGCCAAGUUUUCUGUGAGGUCAUUAUUAUUAAUGUUACUACUACUUUUAAGUUGCUAAGUCAGGCUGCACUCAGGUUCCAGAAACAUGGCGGAUGUCAGUUCUUACAGUUGAGCACCACUGAGUCCUGGGGAGCAGUAAUUAAUAUUCAGUAUUUAUUUUUUAGCCUAUUUUCAGCCCUAUUUUGAUGAUCCGCUCUAGUUUCCCUGAGGGUUUUAGAACUUCGCCAUCCCUGACCGGGGCCUGCCCAUUUCCUAAAGCUGCCUUUCUGUCCUGGGGGCAGCUGGGAGGAGGAGAGGCUUCUUGGGGAACUAGGGCAGAGCACGCUCUCCUGGUUUUCUUGAAGCGGGAAUUUCAGAGGAGUUUUGCAUGGAGUUUGCACCUGUGCCCCAUGCCUCCAAAUGUUGAGGCUCUGGAGGUUGUGGAGAAGGAGCUGUUUGAGUGCCUUUCGUGGCAUUAAUUCUAGGGGAUGCAAGCUGGUGGUCUUUUAAGUGCCUCUUUGUCCAGGAGGCAGCAGGCCCUUUAUACAGCUCUGAUGAGUCCGUGUGAACAUGACUUACCCAGAGAAGGAUGUGUCCGUAUCAUCAGGUAGGGGAUAUCAGAAUUCUGGCUGAAUUCACCCUUUUUAGGGGUGAGAUUUUUUUUUUUAAUACCAGACUUGUGAUUGCUUUGGAGAAUUCCUGGUCAAGAUUUUGGACAGAUAAGCAGUUUGGAGGUUCAAUGACUCAGGACAGAGCAUAUUGUCAGAUUUUGAACAUAGAGCUUCCCUAUUCUGAGUCAGGCUGUUCAUCAGCCACUGCCAGUUACCUCUCGUGGGCUAAGUUUAAAGGCUCCAAAGCACAAAGCCCUCCUCAGCCCCCAUGGCCUCCUACCUCUGACCGUGAGGCGCGACAACCCCAGGCAAAAAGGAUCUUUUCAGCCCACAUGUGGCUUUCAGACUUGAGGGUUCUAAUGGGCCCUUUGAGCAAGUCCGGACUUAGAGGGAGGGUAAGCCAGCCAGCACCCAUUUACGUACAACCACGUGCCUCUUUUUCGCUGCUUUUUGGGGCCAGACUGGAGAAACAAAGAAAGGAGAUGUAUUGAGUAAGUUGGUACAAAAUGAAGAGGUCUGUUCCCUUGGGCUCAGUAUUAAGACUUGCCCUUUCUCAAGUGGCCAUGCCUUAAUUAAUGGGUGAAAAAGUCUGUGUUGUCCUCUGGAAAUUGGCUUACUUUCCUGGGAAGACCAAACCAGAGGAACUCUUGUUGAAUCACAGGAAGCUUUUUUUAGGCUAAAGCAACUGAAGCAUUGACUGGGAAAAGCAGCAAUAUAUAGCUCUGUUAUGAAGAAGUUUUGGGAGGCUGGAAGACCUUCUCAAUCAUGGGCACCCUUCUGAAAUUCCCCAGAAGGCUCCAGGAUCUGGAAGUUUUUUUUUAAUCUGGGUAGUACUAUGCCUAGGGCACAAAAUCUAAUUCACUCUGCACCCCCUCCUUCCCCCCCCCCCCCAAGAAAAGCCAAUUGGGAGGUUAAGAUCUCAGUUUUUGGUUUGAGGAACAAUUAAGCAUAGGUACCCAAGAAGGCCAUGUUAAAGAAUCUUGAACUUGUUUUUUAAAAAUAAAAAUUGUCUUUAUUAUUAUUUUUUUUUACAUUGCUUCAGUUUUCCUCUGGAUCUUCCCCCUCCCUUCCUCUUCCCAUAAUCUGUCUCCUAACAAAGCAUUCUUUUUUCUUUUUAAGAAAAAAGAAACUUGGCAGAUGACAGGUUUCCGGAGGCUGCCUGAUAAUUGAGCUAGAUGUCAUGAACAAGCCACCAGCUGCCAUCCAGCCUCAGCAAAGUAAACUGGGGAGAGUAUUGACAGCUCACUAACUAGAAAUAUAGAACUUUCCUUCCCAUUUAAAGGAAGCUAGUCGUUAUCUGUAAGUCAGCAUAUAGACUGGUUUUUUGGUUUCUUCGCUACUAUCAGCGAAACUCUGAGAAGUGUUACUUAAAUGCCCAAAUUCUUGAUCUUCCUAACUUGAGCUGUAGACAGAAAUUUUUUUUUUUUGGGGGGAGGUGAAGUCCACUGUGUACACAUAUAUUUUUGGAGAUAUAGAUAUAUGCACUACACGUGACUAUCAUUCUGUCAAAAUUAAAAGGAAAAUUAAAUGAUGCAUUGGGCCAGACCUAGAAUUCCCUCUGGGAGACCCCCGUUACAGGGCUUCUUCUCUACCCUCCAGGUUUUUUUUUUUUUUUUAUCAAUAGCAUGUCCAGAGGGACUAUCAGUGAUGGAGGAAAGCCAAUGUCCUGCCUGGUGAGAAUGAAUCACGGAGGUGGUGAUUUGUCCUGGAGGGUUCACAGAACUACAAUUUGUGUCUUGACUCUAGAUCAUACUCCUUCCAGCCUUGUUGGCCAGAAGGAAAGAAAGGUUCUUCCUAUUCUCUAGGAGCCUCAGAAACUUUCAGGUCACUGCAAAGACAUGUAUCUUUAUGAAGUAACAAAGUAAGAAGCUCAAUGGUGACUCAGCAAGUGGGAUAGCAGGGUUUCUGGAAUAUUGGCAAGGCUGGUAUCUCAUAGCCGGGGGUCUCCUGCUUGAGACUGGUUUAGUUUCUCCCGGCAAAGCUCCAGCCCAAGUUGGGGAGUUCCUCCUGAUACUUGGGUAUAUGCUUCAGACUUGCUGUGGUCUAAUCAUUCACCCACAGAGAGCUUGUCCUCCUUGUGGCUCACCAGAUCUUUUGAAUUAGGUAUGAAUGCUGAUCCAUCUGAAAUCAAUUAAAAAAAUUUCCCCCUGAAAUCAAUUUGUUAAUGGUUUCUCUAGAUCUAAGAAUUCUGAGAUGUGCAUGAGGGGCAGAAUAGUGUGAUUGAUAUAUCUGAGCAAGGGAGGAGAAAGGACCCAGAAGGCUGAGCAAAGAUUCAAGGGGGCACAAAAAGAUAAAUACACAUCAAUCGCUGCCUUCUUGCUCCCUCUUGAAUCAAGCAGCCCCUAGAUCACAGGUUUGAGACUCUUGGUUAGAAGAGUCGAGGCAGAUGGAAUUUGAAAAAAAAAAAGCAAAGUUUUUCAGAUAUAUUUUGGGUGGUUGAAUUCUUUAAAAUCAUUCUCAUAAUUGCACAUGGGAAAAGAGUCCCUGUUCAGAUCCAGCAUUUUGGUUAGCUAGGUUAGAAAUGGGUGGGGGAUGAGGAGGGAACUUGAAUCAUUCCUUAGCUUUCUCACUAUAGAACACAUAAGGCCCAGACACAAAACUAAAAAAAAAAAAAAAAAAAAAACUGUUCAGAGGGGCCUUACAUUUUUUUUUUAAUGUCAUCUAUACUCUCCUGGCUGCUGAGAGUGAGCAGGAACAGACGUCUGAAGUACACUGGAAUUUACUGAGAAACUGGAUUGUAGAGAUUAUGGUGAAUCCUUUCAUUUUCCUAUAAAACUAUAUUUUGGAAAACUAUGCUGUCAAUUAAAGUUCUUUUGUGUAAA